This is a messenger RNA of Prorocentrum cordatum, 2367 nucleotides long. The record is from the annotation of a GenBank genome assembly. NCBI's taxonomy places the organism in Eukaryota, Dinophyceae, Prorocentrales, Prorocentraceae.
CAAAAGGCCUCCAAGAGGCCCCAAGAGACCUCCGAGAGGCGUCCUUCCAUAGCCAUGUUAGCUCAAGGCCAGCCUAGGGUUCGGGAGCGUCCCGGCCAACGGCGGCGUGCCGAGCAGUAGGGGGCGCCGACGCUAGACAGCACCUGGUCGAGUACGGAGGCGAUUGUUUCGCCACAGUGGCGUCAAUGCGUUGCUUUCUGGAGGCCAUGUCCAGGGCAGCAGCCAGUCACAUCGUGAGCGGAGGCGAUCCCGAAGCGGUGCCCUCGUCUGAGGAGCAAGAUCUGUUUUUCGCGCAGCAAGUCGGCGCUCAUAUUGUGCCGCUAGCUCGCCAGCGACAGCAGCACUUCGAGAGACGCACUGCCGCCGUUCUGGCCGCUAUCAUCCUGGGCAUCGCGGGGACCAUCGUUGCGCUGAGCGGUCGUGCGAAAGGGGGUGUCGUGUUCCCAGGCCCCGUCAGUGAAGAAGCUUCCAGCCUCGGAGUUGCGGUGUGCAUAUUGGGCCAAAUGGCCCGCCUGGAGAUCGACAGCAAAAUUCGGAAUAUCGCAGAACCCAUCGCCAAUUUCGUCAACGUUGACUUUUUCUUGUCUCUUGAGGUUGGUGGUGCAGUUUACAAUAACCAGGAGACGGACACCACGGGCGAGGAGGGAUGCAGCAGCACCGCCUCUUCAGUGGAGGCAGUGAAAGAGGCAUUCGCGCCUUACUUCAGGGGCGGCAGGUUGGAACCCCACAAGAGCGAGAACGUCGCACUGGAUAGGUGGCCAAUGUUGUACAAGUACAAGCACCCGAGUAAUACUUACUCUGACCGUGCAGCCAGGGCUAAACACAUUGCCAACGUGAUGAGCCAGAUGAGACACCAACAGGAGUGUGCCGAUCUCAUUCAAGAGCACGAGGAGUCCACAGGUGGCCGAUACGAUCUCGUGUUGAAGGUGCGAGACAACACUCUUGCGUUGCGACCGGUGGUGCCAGAGAAGCUUCUGAAUGUCACGGAGGUCACUUUCAAGCAUUGCGCAUCUUGGGGAGGUCUUCAGGACAAGGUCAUGCUACUUCCGCGCAGCUACCUUGAGAAGACGCUGGGUGACACCUAUCGUUCCAUGCUCGCGGUUACGAACGACCCAGUGUUGGAUCCGAGGUUGAAGAAGAUGUCAAUGGAGUCAAAAAAUACCGAGCAGGUCCUGAAACAUGUGAUCGUCGCCAACGGCGUUCCUUAUCACCAGAUGAAGUUUGACGAAGAGACCAACGAAUCGCAUGGCUCUGAUUAUUUGCCUUUUGUGGACGGCAGGUGCCAUUCAGGGGGCACGUCUGGCAGUGAAGACCGGUGGUGUGUCGUGUCGCGUUGCAAGGAUUGCUACCCACGGGCGCCCUGGGCAUUCAACGCGUCCUGCUCGGUCGACAUGCACACCGGACAGAUAUCGAAACCGAUCAACUUCCUUGUGAAGUGUCGAUAGAUGUUGCGUGGUAUGCCUACGGAACCUCAAAGAGACUCGUGCAUCGGAUUAUGCGAGUAUUCGCGCAAGUCCCAGCAAAGGCUGGGCGCCUGAAGUCAUGCUUGAUUUGGAUGCAAAAAAAAUCUGAGAGGCGUCCCGAGAGGGGCCGAAGAGCCCAACACCGUUGAUGUUCAUAGGCAAGCUUCCUAAAAACGAACUUCAAUCAAUCGAGUCCACAAGUGUCGAGGUCCAAUGCUCGUCGCCUACCACGUGGGGCGGCCGCUACGUAUCAGUCGGAAGCGUAUGUCUCGUCUCCAUGGUUGGUUUGGCGUUUAUGGGCAGUUCCGGGCGUGUCUUCUUUAAGAAGCAGAAUGAAGGCGUUACCACUGAGGACCGCGCACUUGUCGUUACUUCGAACGCCAUCGCCACCAGCGUCAAACCCGACGCUUGGUAAACCCGAUUGUAGGUCCCAACCGCCUGAGGCCGCCCUCCACCAAACAUAGUUGCAACGCCUGCGUCUACCUUCCUUCCGACAGCUACCUCGCCUUCCGCUGACCAUGGGGUCAACUUCGACCCUUGCCCCUUCUACCCCAGUAUUCCCCCCUCGUGCAUCUUCUCUUCCUUGUGCUCCCGUGCAGGGCCACGCCGAUUUUGAGCGCCAGAAUUCUAAGCAACAGUGCGUUGUUUAGGCAGGCCCGUGCUGAGCAGCAGGUAGGACACCGGGCUGGUGCAAUCCAAGCCCCAGAUCUGCACCGGAUCAACUCUUGUUCUUUUGAUCUGAUUCUAGACGCGUCUCCCAUGGAUCUCCCACGGGACGAUCGUACAGAUAUCAGUGCACUACCUGCGCAUGUCCCUGCGACUGGAGUGGGCAAAGAUACCAGCUAGUUGUCGGUGGCCGAUGUCUACGACGAUUCGGGCGGGGCUGGUCUGGGCCAGUGGCGCG